AUGGACUUAAAGGAGGUUGUGCCGACCAGCGGUAGCCGUUGUUUAUUGGCUGGCGAACUUUUGAUGUCGUGCGACCCGAUGGUGUGGAUUCUGGAGAGAAGCGCCUACAAAACGCACUGUGCAUAUUGUUGGCAGGAAAGCAUGGAUUUACGCACAUGUUCGGGAUGUCAGGUUGCUGACUGGAAGGGGGAGCACAAACUGGAAUGCGCCUUGCUGAAGGAGAAUGAUAGCGUGGACCUAGAUCACCUAUUAGAUGAACUGAAGGCCGAGCCAGCGGGUUCCCGACCAUCGGACACCGAUCUGGAGUCGAGGCGAGGGCGUAUUCCUGUGCUCUCUCUUGUCCUUGGAUUGACCACGAAGCUGACCAACAAAAUUAAGAAGAACACGAUGAUAGACAUCCCGGGAAUGGGCUCGAAAUCUGUCAAAGAUCUUGUUCUCAUGAUGUCGGAAAAUCCCCUGCAGCCAAACAUGGAUCGGCUGAUGCGGAAGAAUUUAUCCACUGGGGCAGUUGAUAUUGGUACCAUGGGAUACAUGAAUUACUGUGGAUUAAUCACUUAUAAUGGUGUGGCAAUUUACGACUACGACGCGCUGACCCUCCGUCCUUGCGCAAGGAUCGGAUUAGCGCUGUAUCCACAAGCGCCGCUGGGAAGGAUGACGCCGGUGUGCUGGGAUAUCAACGUCGUGCUGAACCGCCGCGGACGACAGCUACUCAUCCAUGCCGUGGAAGACAUUCCGCAUUUUACUGGACUUCGAGAUCUGCGUUAUAACCAUUUGGAAGAAUCCUUUCGCAUGACACGAGCGGAGCGACAGGCUAAACUUGAGAAGCUUCGCCGACAUCGGUGUUCUUGUUCCAAAUGCACGGAAGCUUAUGAUGCCGACAUCAAUCCGUUGAAAUGUGUUACGGUCGGAUGCAUCAACGGAAUUCCAAGCGACAGCCGUGCAUUAGAAGCUUGUUCGGAAUGCGGUGCCGUGAACGGUGAACGUUUGGCUCAGUUCCGUCGUUAUAUGGACCAGUACGAUACCAUCAGCAGCAGAUGUCCGGAGGAGUACCACUUGGCCAUGAUCAUGCAUCUGUACAAGGAGAUGGACGCUGCGGGCAUAUUGCAGCCGAAUGCGCACUUCCGGUAUGUCUGUGGCUGGGAAGUGGCGCAGGGUUUUUACGAUAAUAAUCGCUUCGAAGAUGGUUGGAAGAUGAUGCAGGGAUUUGCAGCCUGUGCACGGAAGGUUUGUCCAAAGUAUGCAGAUUUUCGCGCUGCUCUGCUGAUUUCCGUUAGCCAAUUUACCGCAGAAGCGCUGGAAAAGCAUGUCCUGAAUGGUAGUUGUAAGGUGUCCGGACCGCUCAAGCCAGUUCUGGAAACCCUGGCCGCUGAAGUGUACACUCAAAUUUUGGAUUAUACUUGCGAAGCUAAGAAUGUUUUUGCUAUGUUGUUCGACAAGCAGUCGAAGGAAUUCCAGAUGAGCGAUUCUGCACUGAAGCAAGUGGCUUCGUCGGUAUGCCGCAUUGAGCAGGCUUUUCGCGACAGAAAGUAA
Messenger RNA from Paramacrobiotus metropolitanus, 1530 nucleotides. RefSeq lists its product as uncharacterized. The transcript has 7 exons. The record is from RefSeq and is a predicted model, not a curated record. The coding region runs from base 1 to 1530 and encodes 509 amino acids. Lineage: Eukaryota; Metazoa; Tardigrada; Eutardigrada; Parachela; Macrobiotidae.